GAAUAUUUGAGUGUGUUAUGUAUUUUUAAUCCGUGUCAUAUGGAGGCUUUUACUUUGCCUCAUGUUCUAUUUUUUCUCUUGCGGGAGGAAUUCACGUUAGCUGUCCUGCUAGGCUACAUUCACCAAAUUCAACAAAAGGUAAGUUACAGUUGUUUGUUUUUAAUUUGUUUGUCUCUAUCGCCAGUUCAGUUUUGGUGUUUAAUCGAAAGGUACAUGGCUGCAGAUGAAAAACCAAUUCAGUCAAAAGUGUAAAACGUAGCUAGUUAGCUAGCUAGCUAUGUAGGUACCCUGAAGGGACGUGUGAAGCUAAUGCAUGAAGCUCGUAUAGUCUUAUUGAAAAUGUCGGUAUUUAUCCCUUCCAAAUUUAUAUGACAUGCAAUUUUGAGUAAUAGAAACUAAUAAAAUCUAAAGAAUCUGAGUAUGUGUUUUAAUAAUUUACACAUGAAAGGAUUAUAUUGAUAUUUUAAGCCGCUCUACUUUUGACCAAUGAAAUCCUGCAAAAGCCUUAUGACUUUGUAUAGCAUCUUCAUUGUUGAUGAUGGCCUUCAGUAAAAAAAAAAAAAAAAAAAAAUUAAACUGUUACUACUCUGUCUCAUUCCGGUUGUAGUUCAAAGCACAGGUUUAUAUUAAUGUACUCCUUAACAGCUCAUUCACAGUAUACCAUAUACAUAUAAUCAUUGAAGAAAAAGGUUGCUUUAAGGAAAAGCUUAUUUACCAUUCAUGGAAGGAAUGUCAGGUGUCAGCGCCUUAUAAUGACGGUAAGUUUUCCAUCAUGGGAGAGUCCUCAGGACAGAAGAGUUUACGCUUUGUGGUUUCUCUGUUAAAUAGCAAGCUGCAUUUUUGACUUAAUAACUUUAAGUGAAAGUAAAAAUGUGGUGGUGAGGGAGUGAAUGUUUAUAGCUGUUGUAACUUAAGUGAUAACAGGAGCUUGUGUUGUGGACGUUCCACAACAUUAAAUGUAACUAUAAGCAGUUAAACAGUAUGCCCUGUCAUAUUAUUAAAUGAAAAAUUGUAAUUGUUGACAAAUUACUGUGGUAUAAGAGGAAUAACACUUCGGAACUUAACGUUAUACGAAAAUAAUCAACUUUGGGGUGAUUACACACCACCACGUUAUUGAUUAUUUGCUAGAACAGCAUACCCGUCAUGUUUUCUUCCUCAUUUAGUAAUCAGUGCAAUGCUAGUAAGGUAUUUGUGCAGUUCUGGCAGUGAAGUGACUUGUUACAGUCUUAUCACUGUGGGUAGGAACCACCUGACGUGUAGAUCUAUCAAGUGAAGUAGCCAGCCAGCUAGAGAGUCUCAGAUGUUGGGAUGGUCUGGUAUGCAAAACGAUAGCCUCUAUUUUAUUCUAGCUGCUAUUUCUUUGUUUCAAGAGGAGAAUGUGUUCCAAUUUGGUGGACUUGUUUGGGCGACAGCAGGAGUCUAGUCUGCAACACACUUUUUUAUUGUGAGAACUCCAUUAAUCCUUAAACAGACCAGUGAAGACCUUUGUUUGCAGAUCUUUACUAAACACAUGCCUGCCUUGAAAAUUUUUUACAGAACAGGAAACAGCAUCUAGCUAUCCUCGCAAUUAUCAACACACCCAUUUCAGAAUCCCUGUGUCAUGGUGUGUCAGACAUGAUUGCAUAAUGCACCAACAUCUGUAUGAUUAUGUCUCACUGAUGCUUGGAGGUGAAUGAUAGUCUGCAACUCAACCAGCAUCAACUUCUCUUCUUUGAAUACUACUCUUGCUGAGUAGUUGCUUUGUCUGCUGUUUUGUCGUCUCACCAGCCCUGCAGCAUGUCUCAGAAAUACCCCUACACGAACACAGACGAUGACUUUCAAUCACAUCAAGACAUGUAUGCAGAUUCGUACAGGAGACAGUACCGGCCAGGCGUUAGAUCCUCGUCUCAGGAGCAAAAAUGCUCUACAACAUCUUCCAACAGAACUGUAGACUCUCCUGUCCACUUACCCGGGAUGGCUUUGUCAUUUCUGCACAGCUGUGGACUGGACUCGAGCGAUAUUGCCCACCUUGCAGAACUUCCUGAGCAUCUCUUCACGGUCGAGACACUUUCCAAAAUGCUUUUACAGAUCAAAGAACGUAAAUUGUCCAAUGCUUCAUCAUCUAGGCCCAGCAUAAGUCAGCCUCUUGACAAUACCUCGACUCGUCCCCGGGAGGGUAGUAGCCACACCGAACCUGUUGAGUAUCCGAUUGAUCGACCCGCACAUCCAGUGUACCCUCUUCCUCCAGAGCAAGUUCAAACCUGGCAAGACCGCUGGGGGAAUCCUCGAAGAAUGAGUUCUUUAACCACUGCUACCAGUGGUUCCAGCACUAAGUGCAGCAAUGUUUCAGACUGCAGCCUCUCCAAGGAAACUGGCCCAUAUUGCAAUACCAAAGAAUCACCAGGGGCUUCGUCACGCUCUUUUGUUGAUUUUGGACCGAGGCCUCUCCUUUCCCUGAGAUUAGAGCCACCUGUUAUCGCACCUACUAGGAAGGAGGCCUCAGACUUCAAUUGCAAAAUUCCCCCGGCUUUUCCUCAUGUGUGUUGUCUCUGUGACAUUUCUGUCCGUUCUACAAAGGAGUGGCUUUUUCAUGUUCGGGGUCGUGAGCAUACUAAAAGUCAGCUUGAACUUGUGAAAAAGUACCCAAAGUGGUCACAAAAUAUCGAAUCUGCGAGAAGGAAUGAAAGCUCGGAAGUUUACAAGGUGCCAACCAGGACAGAGGCCUCAGACUUCAAUGGCACCGUUCCCCCAGUUUUUCCUUACUUGUGUGCUCUCUGCAACAUCACUGUCUUUUCUGAAAAGGACUGGUCUGUGCAUGUUACAAGUGGUCAGCAUGCUAAGAGCCAGCUUGACCUUAUGGAAAAGUACCCAGAGUGGGAUGGGACUGUUCAAUCUUCUAGAAGAAAUGAUGGUCACACCGCCACAGACAGAAGAGAUGGAACCUCAAAAGAAAAUACUUCAGACAUGAAGAUUUCACAAGCGACAAAUGAAGGCAAAGUGAUCUGCGUUAAAUUUGAAACUAAUACAGUGGAAGAAAAAUAUUUGAGAAAAUUGCUUGGACAGUUUGGAGAAGUUGUGCAAAUAGGAAUGUUCCCUAGAAUGGCGUAUGUGGAAAUGCAAUCAAAAGACCAGUCAGAGGAUAUAGUAAAAUACUUUGCAGGAAACCCUUUGAAAGUUCAGGAAAAGCAGGUUGAAUUUUCUAUCUUUGCAGACUUCAGUUUUUAGCCAAGUUCUCGAGUUGUAAGCUUCACACCAUUACCUGCUGGAGAUGGUAUCACUGCAGAGUUGACUGCCAUUGCUAAACGUUUUGGAUCUGUCAAAAAAUCCUUGUUUCUGCCAAACCGGGGUUUUGUGGAAAUGACUAGUUUAGCAGAAGCCAAGAAAUUGGUCGAAUACUACUCAGCCAAUCAACUGAAAUUAAAAGGCAAAUUCAUUCAAGUCACCUUCUCUUGUGAAUAUAACUCAUUAAGAGAGGCAGACGUUAAUUACAGAACACAAUCCCGGCGCUCUCACUCUCACAGAAGAUCUAGUCCAGGCAGGCACAGCAUUCAGAGGGACUCUCCUAGUCCCAGGAGAAGACGUUCGUCAGAGAAGACCCACUCUAGCCCUAAGAGAAGAUGCUCAUCAGAAAGGACUCGCUCUAGCCCCAAAAGAAGACACUCAUCAGAGAGGACUCAUUCUAGCCCCAAGAGAAAAUGUUCAUCAGAGAGGACCCAUUCUAGCCCCAAAAGAAGACAUUCAUCAGAGAAGACCCACUCUUCUAGGAGUCACCACGUAAAAGAGCCUGAAGAUUCUCAAAAAUCCAAGGAGAGCUCUAGUACUUUCUCAAAUUCAUGCCACUCCUCAAGCUCAGCUGCUAAAGAUGAAGCUACAAAAUCAAGUGCAGAUACACAAGAAAAGAGAAGUGUGAGCAACAGCUAUGUUGAAAGCAUGGAUUCAGACAGUGACCUUGAAGGGCUAGAAGUGAUAGCAGAUGAUGGUGAAGAAUUGGGGAAUGACAUUGAUGAUUAUGAGCCCACAACACAUGACCAGGAGAAUUUACCAUCAGAACCUAUGGAUAUAACAGACAUUCACACAGAAGAACAAGUAAAGCCUGGAGAAGUUUCUCCAAAUGCUGAUACAGCAGAAGCAUCAAACAGUCUAAAGGAGGGCCAAAAGUUUGAAGAACAGGAAGAUCAGGAAAUAAAGGAGGAGGACCAUGACUUCCUGAAGAUACUUGAAAAUUAUGUGACCUUAGAUGAAUUCAUGGAAGAAAAUUCUUCAGAUUCUCAAGAAUCAGUUGAAGCAAAGGCCUCAAUCCCAAAAACUGAGGGUUUUGUUGAGAUGGCGCUCGCAUCUGAUGCUGAGAGAGUCGCAGCCAAUUCUAAAAAUCAAGAUAUUGUACUACGUGGUAACGUCUUGAAGAUUAAAAUGUCUGAGAAAUUCUGCCAUCUACCAGAAGAAGGACACAGACCCCCACCCUCAGAGGACAAAUGGCCAGCCAAGAGGGAGCACUCUGAGGAGAGAGAGGAAAGCCAGAGCAGUUCCUCAGCAAAAACUACCACCAUGAAUGAAGAGGAACCCCCAUCCAAAAAAGCUAAAGAGAAGAAGCCUAGCGAGGAGAAAGCUCUGAGUGUACCAAAGGAGGAGGAUGUGGAGGUCAAAUCUGAGCCUUGUGAGAGUGUAGCUGAAGUGAACAGUGAGCAUACAGAGGAACACAACACAGAUAUGACAGAAACUCAGAACGUGGAACUCAAACCACCGAAGGUUGAGAAUGACAUCGAUGUUCCUCCUACUGAAUCUUCAUCUGUUGCAUCCUCUGCUGGUGUGUCUGAGAAGAGCCAAGAGCCAACUGAAGCCCCCACGCCUCCAACUGAGUCUGUCACAAAGCCUGAAACCAUUAUAGAUGCUCUCAGUCCAUAUGAGCCAGACGUUCCUGUGGGUGUGGAGUUUGUGAAGAUGGGCUAUUACUGUAGAGUGUGCUUCCUUUUUUACUCCAAUGAAGACACUGCUAAAAAGGUUCACUGCAGUAGCCAAGCACACUACGAGAAACUCAAGAAACACCUGGAAAAGGAGAAGGCCAAAGCACAAAGUAAUCAUGAGAAGAACUUGAACAAGGACUACCAAAGGAGCACCGCUGACCUGAGUGGUGGACCACUCCCAGAACAGCAGUGUAUGGAUUACAAGGCACUUGGAGCUGCUUCCUCUGCUGUUUUGUCAUCUGGAAAUCACCAGCCCUGCAGCAUGUCACAGAAAUACCCCUACACGAAUACAGGGGAUGACUUUAUAUCACAUCAAAACAUGUAUGCAGAGUCAUACCAGAGACAGUACCGGCCACGCAUUAGAUCCUCGUCACAGGAGCAAAAAUGCUCUACAACAUCUUCCAACAGAACUGUAGACUCUCCUGUCCACUUACCCGGGAUGGCUUUGUCAUUUCUUCACAGCUGUGGACUGGACCUGAGCGACCUUGCCAACCUUGCAGAACUUCCUGAGCAUCUCAUCACGGUCGAGACACUUCCCAAACUGCUUUUACAGGUCAAAGAACGUAAAUUGUCCAAAGCUUCAUCAUCUAGGCCCAGCACAAGUCAGCCACUUGACGAUACCUCGACUCGUCCCCGGGAGGGUAGUAGCCACACCGAACCUGUUGAGUAUCCGAUUGAUCGACCUGCGCAUCCAGUGUACCCUCUUCCUCCAGAGCAAGUUCAAACCUGGCAAGACCGCUGGGGGAAUCCUCGAAGAAUGAGUUCUUUAACCACCAGUACCAGCGGUUCCAGCACUAAACGCAGCAGUGUUCGAGACUACAGCAUCUCCAAGGACACUGACCCAUACUGCGAUACCACAAAAUCCUCAGAGGCCUCAUCGUGCUCUUUUGUUGAUUUUGGACCGAGGCCUCUCCUUUCCCUGAGAUUAGAGCCACCUGUUAUUACACCUACUAGGAAGGAGGCCUCAGACUUCAAUUGCAAACUUCCCCCAGCUUUUCCUCAUUUGUGUUGUCUCUGUGACAUUUCUGUCCGUUCUACAAAGGAGUGGUUUUUUCAUGUUCAAGGUAGUGAGCAUGCUAAAAGUCAGCUUGAACUUGUCAAAAAGUACCCAAAGUGGGAUCAGACUGUUGAAUCGGCGAGAAGGAAUGAAAGCUCGGAAGUUUACAAGGUGCCAACCAGGAAGGAGGCUUCAGACUUCAAUGGCACCGUUCCCCCAGUUUUUCCUUACUUGUGUGUUCUCUGCAACAUCACUGUCUUUUCUGAAAAGGAAUGGUCUAUACAUGUUACAAGUGGUCAGCAUGCUAAGAGCCAGCUUGACCUUAUGGAAAAGUACCCAGAGUGGGAUGGGACUGUUCAAUCUUCUAGAAGAAAUGAUGGUCACACCUCCACUGACAUAAGAGAUGGAACCUCAAAAGAAAAUACUUCAGACAUGAAGAUGUCACAAGCGAAAGAUGAACAGAGUUCUCGAGUUGUAAGCUUCACACCAUUACCUGCUGGAGAUGGGAUCAGUGCAGAGUUGACUGCCAUUGCUAAAUGUUUUGGAUCUGUCAGAAAAUCCUUGUUUCUGCCAAACCAGGGUUUUGUGGAAAUGACUUGUUUAGCAGAAGCCAAGAAAUUGGUCGAACACUACUCAGCCAAUCAACUGAAAUUAAAAGGCAAAUUAAUUCAAGUCACCUUCUCUUGUGAAUAUAACUCACUAAGAGAAGCAGAAGUCAAUGACAAAACACAGUCCCGGAGCUCUCACACCCACAGGAGAUCUAGCCCAGGCAGGGACAGCAUUCAGAGGGACUCUCCUAGUCCCAGAAGAAGACGUUCGUCAGAGAAAACCCACUCUAGUCCUAAGAGAAGACGCUCGUCAGAAAGGACUUGCUCUAGCCCCAAAAGAAGACACUCAUCAGAGAAGACUCAUUCUAGCCCCAAGAGGCAACGUUCAUCGGAGAGGACUCAUUCUAGCCCCAAAAGAAGAUGCUCGUCAGAGAGGACUCAUUCUAGCCCCAAGAGAAGACGCUCAUCAGAGAGGACUCAUUCUAGCCCCAAGAGAAGACGCUCAUCAGAGAAGACUCAUUCUAGCCCCAAGAGAAGACACUCAUCAGAGAGGACUCAUUCUAGCCCCAAGAGAAGACGCUUGUCAGAGAGGACCCAUUCUAGCCCCAAAAGAAUACGCUCAUCAGAGAGGACUCAUUCUAGCCCCAAAAGAAGACAUUCAUCAGAGAGGACCCACUCUUCUAGGAGUCACCAUGGAAAAGAGCGAGAAGAUUCUCGAAAAUCCAAGGAGAGCUCUAGUACUUCCUCACAUUCAUGCCAUUCCUCAAGCUCUGCUGCUAAAGAUGAAGCUACAAAAUCAAACGCAGAUACAGAAGAAAGGAGAAGUGUGAGCAACAGCUAUGUUGAAAGCGUGGAUUCAGACAGUGACCUUGAAGGACUAGAAGUGAUAGCAGAUGAUGGUGAAGAAUUGGUGAAUGACAUUGAUGAUUAUGAGCCCACAACAAGUGACCAGGAGAAUGGAGAAGAUUCUCCAAAUGCUGAUACAGCAGAAGCAUCGAACAGUCUGAAGGAGGGCCAAAAGUUUGAAGAACAUGAAGACCAAGAAAUAAAGAAGGAGGACCAUGACUUUCCCAAGAUCCUUGAAAAUUGUGUGACCUUGGAUGAAUUCACGGAAGAAAAUUCUUCAGAUUGUCAAGAAUCAUUUGAAGCAAAGGCCUCAAUCCCAAAAACUGAGGAAUCAUCAAAUGAAGUUACUACAUCCACAAAUCCUGUCUCCUAUAUGAAGCAAAGUGAUAAAGAAUCUGAUUUGCCUAAAGAAGAAAGUACCAGCAAAACAACUGCAGAACCCAAUACCUCAGAGAACCUAGAAGAUGCUGUUGAUCAGUCUAAAGAGGAACAGGACACUGAGAGAGUGACAGACGACCUCAAGGAACCCUUUGGCAAAGUCCUUGAGGUCAAAAAUCUACCAAGGGCUGAAAACUAUACAGACUCAGAUUUUAUGAAUAUCAUAAAGCGAUAUGGAGACGUAACCCACCACGUGCUGUUUCGCAGUUGCAAAAAGGGGUUUGUUAAGAUGGUGUUCGCAUCUGAUGCAGAGAGAAUUGCAGCUGAUUCUAAGAAUCAAGAUAUUGUACUACGUGGUAACAUCUUGAAGAUUAAAGUGUGUGAGAAGUACUGCCAUCUACCAAAAGAAGGUGUUGAUUCUGAUGAUGAAGAGAUUAGAAGAGGAGAAAUAUCUAAGGAGUCCAAUAAUAAGCAGCAGAGUGGUGCACUCAAUGGUAUCGCAGAGUCUUCAAAUGAAUCUCUCAAAACAGACGAGCCAGUAGGAACUGAGUUUGUGCGGCCUGUAGUGGGAUACUUCUGUUCCCUGUGCAAUGUCAUCUAUGCCAGUGAAGAGGAAGCAAAAGACGAGCACUGCAGAAGUCCAUCACACUAUGAGAAAGUGAAGGAACACAAGGAAAGAAGUGGCUCUGUGGAAAAUAAAAAGUAAUGUGUGUAUAUAACUGAAAGGCUGUGAGAGAAAGAGAGGACAGUUUCAAGGGCGCAGAGUGGACCGGCCCCCCGACCCUAGGCCAAAUGAAGACUGUCCGGAGUGGGGAGGAGGAGGGGUGUACAACUUGACAGGUGCCUGACUCCAAAGGCUUCUGGUUGUCCCAGUUAGCACAGAUAAUAUAGACAGGUGUCAGCCUUCUCUUGUUGUCAUCAUAUACUGUCCUGUAUCAUAAUUGUGUUCAUGUGUUUUAAUAAUAAAACAAUUUUGCAGGUACAUUUUAUUCAUUGUAUGCCAAGGAGGCCUCAUGUUCAGCUGAAUUUGUUGUUGAAAUGUUUUAACAACAAUAUCCAACUGAAUAAAAUGGCAUAUUUAUUUUACUGUUGAAAUUGAUGCUAUUUUUAAAUGUGUAUUAAACCAUGUUUCCUGUUUA
Pangasianodon hypophthalmus (striped catfish) is the source of this 8848-nucleotide messenger RNA. RefSeq names its product serine-rich adhesin for platelets-like. The record is from RefSeq and is a predicted model, not a curated record. NCBI's taxonomy places the organism in Eukaryota, Metazoa, Chordata, Actinopteri, Siluriformes, Pangasiidae. The transcript is spliced from 44 exons. Gene Ontology annotation, molecular function: zinc ion binding; RNA binding. Gene Ontology annotation, cellular component: nucleus.